GUGGGUGCGGGGAGUGGAAUUUUGGAACCAAAUGUAGCUCCGAGAAGUACAGUAGUAAGAGUAACAUUGUAGCCGCCGCCGGCCGAGGGGGCGCGCCGGGACGGGGACGCCGCACCCCCUUUCUGCCGCAGGGAUCCCCGAUCAAGCCCCCACAAGGAGGAGGCGCCCGAGGACCCGCCCCGGCCCGGUCCACGUUCCCCCCAGGAAGCCGGACUCUAUGGGGCGGGACCCUGGGGGAGACUGAGCAGAAGCUGGAGCCAGCCCCGAACCCCUGAACCUCGAAGCAGGGGCGCCCCGGGAGCAGCCACCCGGUGGGCGCGCCGCCCGCCCGCCCAGCAGCCAUGAGCGAGACCGUGGUCUGCUCCAGCCGGGCCACUGUGAUGCUCUAUGAUGACAGCAACAAGCGGUGGCUGCCCGCCGGCACGGGCCCCCAGGCCUUCAGCCGCGUCCAGAUCUACCACAACCCCACGGCCAACUCCUUCCGGGUGGUCGGCCGGAAGAUGCAGCCAGACCAGCAGGUGGUCAUCAACUGUGCCAUCAUCCGGGGUGUCAAGUACAACCAGGCCACCCCCAACUUCCAUCAGUGGCGCGAUGCCCGGCAAGUCUGGGGCCUCAACUUUGGCAGCAAGGAGGAUGCGGCCCAGUUCGCUGCUGGCAUGGCCAGUGCCCUAGAGGCCCUGGAAGGAGGUGGGCCUCUGCCACCUGCCCCUCCCACCUGGCCUGUCCAGAACGGCCCCUCCCCGGAGGAGGUGGAGCAGCAGAAAAGGCAGCAGCCGGGGCAGCCGGAGCAAGUGGAGCGUGAGCGCCGGGUCUCCAAUGCAGGUGAUUACCCCUCCCCAAGUGGUGGGGGACCACCUCCACCUCCAGGACCUCCUCCUCCCCCGGGGCCCCCUCCACCUCCAGGUCUGCCCUCCUCGGGAGCCCCAGCUGCAGGCCAUGCAGCAGGGGGAGGUCCACCCCCUGCACCCCCUCUCCCCACAGCACAAGGCCCCAGUGCGGGAGGGGCUGGAGCCCCUGGCCUGGCCGCCGCCAUUGCUGGAGCCAAACUCAGGAAAGUUAGCAAGGAGGAGGCCUCAGGAGGGCCCUCAGCCCCCAAAGCUGAGAGCAGUCGAAGCACUGGGGGGGGGCUCAUGGAAGAGAUGAACGCCAUGCUGGCCCGGAGAAGGAAAGCCACACAGGUCGGGGAGAAACCCCCCAAGGAUGAGUCUGCCAAUCAGGAGGAGCCAGAGGCCAGAGUCCCAGUGCAGAGUGAAUCUGUGCGGAGACCCUGGGAGAAGAACAGCACAACUUUGCCAAGGAUGAAGUCCUCUUCAGUGACCACUUCCGAGGCCCACCCCUCUACGCCAAGCUCCAAUGAUGAGUCAGACCUGGAGAGGGUGAAGCAGGAGCUUCUGGAAGAGGUGAGGAAGGAAUUGCAGAAAAUGAAAGAGGAAAUAAUUGAAGCCUUUGUCCAAGAGUUGAGGAAGCGGGGCGCCCCCUGACCACAGGGUCCUGGAAGAUCCCGUUUCUCCUUUCUGCACCCGGCCUGUCACCCUGCUUUCCCUGCUUCCACUUGACUUGGAAUUGGCUGAAGACAGCACCGGAAUACAGGAAUGCAUCUUUCCCACUCCCCAUCCCACUUGGAAAAUGCCAGGGGGUGUGGCUUCCCUGGCACCAGGCCUACACCCAUAUUGGCUGCUGAUUGGCUGGGGAGGCCCCCACCCUGUGCUCCCUUUGGUGUCCCCCCCCCUACCAUCCCCUUGGGGCUGGUUCCUCUGCUGGGGAUGUACCAAUUAACCCCACAGUAAGGGGGAAGAAAGGAGGGAAUUUCUCAUUCCCUUGUUCUAGAUUCACUUUAACGCUUAUGCCUUCGAUUUUUUUUUUUUUUUUAAGAAAAUAUAUAUAUAUAUAUUUGGGUUUGGGGGGGAAAGGGAAAUUUUUUUCCUCUUUG
Messenger RNA from Talpa occidentalis (Iberian mole), 1930 nucleotides. RefSeq names its product vasodilator stimulated phosphoprotein (gene VASP). Gene Ontology annotation, molecular function: profilin binding; actin binding; SH3 domain binding. The coding region runs from base 342 to 1481 and encodes 379 amino acids. NCBI's taxonomy places the organism in Eukaryota, Metazoa, Chordata, Mammalia, Eulipotyphla, Talpidae. The record is from RefSeq and is a predicted model, not a curated record. The transcript is spliced from 13 exons. Gene Ontology annotation, biological process: neural tube closure; actin cytoskeleton organization; positive regulation of actin filament polymerization. Gene Ontology annotation, cellular component: cytoskeleton.